AUGCUCGAGGCUGGCUAUCAAAAAAUCUAUGAUUAUUUCGAAGGUGAUCACUUCAAGAUAUAGUAAGUCAUUUUUGCAACAACCAACAAAAUGUGGUUUCUUGAUUUGUGUGUCUUAUGCUAUCAAAUCAAUCGGAUCAAACACGAAUUUAGGGUAGAACGAAUCAUGAUUGUGACUAUUUCGAAAAUACUGUACACAUCUAUAAAUCAAUGAUAAUAAUAAUAAUAAUAAUAUAAAAAUUCUGAAAAAGUUCAAACUACGACCAAAAUUUUACUACCAAAUCGGUAUUACACACUUAAAUUGAUUGACGUUACCCCUAAAUUGAUAAGCGAACCAAAAAAGAUCAGAAACGUCUCUCUCUCUCAAAAAUCCACCAAUUUUCCAGCGUCUUCGCAGGUACUGUAGUUGUCAAUACCUUUUUCUGGAUUUUCAACGCAUUUUUCAUCAUAAUCGAUAUGUUGGACCCUGCCUGGGUUCAACCAUACAAAAUUCAAGAUGAAAAAAAGGUACGGGAAAAAAUGACGUUAGAGUCAAUAAAUAAAAAAACACAUGUUUUAGCCUACACUUGGAAAAUAUUUGUCAGCGCUCAAGACUAUUUUGUUCAAUCAAAUUGUUAUUGGACCAAUUGUCACUGCCAUUUGGUUUAUUCCAGCAAACUAUCUUGGUAGGUCAAAAAAAAAUCAAAAAUCUCCCAAGAUUUUUGCAUUUGCCAAAUUUCAGCUAAAAAUUUGAAUUUUUCAAGUUCAAUUUUGGCGGGAAAUUCAAAUUUCAACACAAUAUCCUAGCACAAAAAUCUAAAAUCUAAAAUCUCAAUUUCACAUCAAAAGAAAGAAAUGGCAAGUCUAGACAACUAAUUUAAACAGCAUGCAAAAAAGGUGAUAAGAAGAAUGUGAGAAACUUGAUCAAGUUUCGGUCUUUGAUACAUUUGAUAACAUCACGUGCAUCAUUUUCGAUAAAUCACACUUGUACCAUUUUCAUUUUGUCAAUUUUCAGACAUCAGUUUCUCCACAACACUACCUUUCUUGGACUGAAAUUCUUCGUGAUGUAGCGAUUUGUAUAUUUUUUGAAGAAGUUGGAUUUUAUUAUACUCAUCGGCUUUUUCAUCAUCCUAGAAUUUACAAAUAUAUUCAUAAGAAACAUCAUGAAUGGACCGCACCUGUUUGUGAGUUUUAGGCUGGAAAUAAGCUUCUAGAAAUUCAGAAAAUUCUAGAAUUUCAAGAAAAUCUAAACCAGAAAUUCAGCAAUCACCAGUGUCUAUGCUCACCCUCUCGAACACGCGAUCAGUAAUUUGAGCCCAGUUAUGCUCGGCUCAAUUGUCUGUCAAUGCCACGUGGUAACUCUAUGGAUGUGGGCAACGUUUGCCGUUUUGUCAACAACAUUUUCCCACUCCGGUUAUCAUUUUCCAUUUAUGCUAUCUCCUGAACCACACGAUUAUCAUCACAAAUACUUCAAUGAGUGCUUCGGAUUGGGAUUAUUGGACUGGCUUCAUAAUACUGAUACAAACUUCAAGAAAUCAAUUGAAGCGAAAAGAAGUUAUAUGAGCUUUAAAUUGACACCAAUCAAACAAUUGCAUCCUGCAGACAAGGAAUAA
Caenorhabditis angaria is the source of this 1591-nucleotide messenger RNA. The record is from the annotation of a GenBank genome assembly. Lineage: Eukaryota; Metazoa; Nematoda; Chromadorea; Rhabditida; Rhabditidae.